This is a messenger RNA of Entrophospora candida, 201 nucleotides long. The record is from the annotation of a GenBank genome assembly. Lineage: Eukaryota; Fungi; Glomeromycota; Glomeromycetes; Entrophosporales; Entrophosporaceae.
CAGCUGGUCAUGAAACCACAAGUACUGCACUUUCAUGGGCAUUAUACUUACUUGCAAAGCAUCCAGAAGUUCAAGAUUGUCUUCAUCAAGAAUUAUUGGAAGCUUUACCAGAUCCUAAUUUGGAAGCAUCAUUUGAUAAAAUAAAUUCCUUGGAAUAUUUAAAUUGUGUAUUCAAAGAAACUAUGAGAUUCAUUCCAACAG